Messenger RNA from Cylicocyclus nassatus, 435 nucleotides. Lineage: Eukaryota; Metazoa; Nematoda; Chromadorea; Rhabditida; Strongylidae. The record is from the annotation of a GenBank genome assembly.
AUGCGAAUGGAAGAGACUGUAACGAAUGCCCUGUGCGCGUUAAUUGUUUCGUUGUUUGUUAGCAAUUUUGUACAAAAGUCGUGUUUCGAUGUUGGGGUGUACGGUAAUCAGACCCUAAGCGACAGUAUCUUGGCGUCAAGGACUUGUCUAGCGACAAGCAGUAAUGGGCCCACAACUACAGACUUUAUCAUAAUCAUUGGAGUGCCGAGUCUUUGUAUUACCAUCACCUGCUCUGUAUGUGCAAUUUUCCACUAUAAAAAGAACAAAUACAGUACCCGACGUUUUUUGAACCGAUGGCAAGCGCAGGUUUCCACUCAUCCUAAGGAAACAGUCAGUCACCAUCACCUAAAAAAUCAGCAACUGCCUGAUCCGGCUAGUAUGGUCAUGGCAAAUCAUUACGCGGAUAUCAAAGCGUUGGCCAAUGCACAUAAGUAG